GCAGCAAGGGAACCAGGCGAAACUCAAGUGCUUCCGCGUGAAUGUGAGAAAGCUAAAAAUAAACGUCCCAACUAUUAACAUUAAUACAGAUCUAGUAAUAUAAAUAAAGACUUACCAACAUAUUUUGGAUCUGGGAAGUCGACAGAACAAAAACCAUGUAUCGCAAUCUCAGAGAGCUAUUGCUGACCAUUAUGGCGAUGUUAAUGCUGUCUACGUCACUCGCAAAACCACGGCAUAUCGUUUUUAUUGUUGCCGACGAUCUUGGAUGGAAUGACGUUGGUUUUCACAAUGCGGACAUGAUAACUCCAAAUAUCGAUAAGCUUGCGAACAGAGGUGUAAUUUUGAACAGUUCCUAUGUGCAGCCGGUAUGCACACCCUCGCGACACUCCUGGAUGACAGGUAUUUAUCCGUUCAAGGCAGGCUUACAACGGGGAGUUAUAUUUCCUGAGCAAGCAGUAUGCUCGCCCCUUGAUAUGAAAUUCUUUCCAGAAAAGUUACAAAAGCUGGGGUAUUCUACCCACAUGGCGGGAAAAUGGCACCUUGGUUUCUGUAAUUGGGACUGCACGCCUACAAAUCGCGGGUUUGAUUCGUUUCUAGGAUACUACAAUGGUGCAGAGGAUUAUUACAAUAAAACUAUUCUAAAUGGUAUUGACUUUCACGACAAUAAGGAGCCAAUAUCAGGAGACAAUAGAUAUUCUGCUUUUGUGUAUGCAGAUAGAGCAAAGUCAGUAAUCGAAAAUCAUAACAAAACAAAGCCUCUUUUCUUAUACCUUCCUUUCCAGUCAGUGCAUACUCCAAUUCAAGUACCGAAGCGUUUUGAGGACAUGUAUCCAGAUAUCGCUAAUGAUCAGAGAAGACAAUAUUCGGGCAUGGUGUCUGCCAUGGAUGAAGCUAUUGGAAAUAUUACACAAGCUUUGGUUGAUAAUGGUAUGAUGGAUGACACUUUGAUUAUAUUUACGGCUGACAACGGAGGAUGGCCCGGCUUUGGAGGAAACAACUACCCAUUGCGAGGAGGAAAGAUAACUAUUUUUGAAGGGGGCACGAGAGCCGUGUCAUUUGUUUCUGGAUCAGGAAUUGCAAAGCCUGGAUCCACAUACAACGGCUUAAUUCAUGCUGUCGACUGGCAUCCAACAAUUUUGGCAGCCGCUGGUAGUUCAACGGACGACACGAACGACAACAUUGACGGUUUGAACCAGUGGAAAGCAAUCAGUUUGGGAGGAGAAUCAAUGAGAACAGAGCUAGUUUAUAAUAUAGACAAUUUUGUCUUAGCACCAAAUGGGCAUGCAGCGAUACGGGUAGGAGAUUUCAAACUGAUAGACGGGUAUCCAGGACCUUAUAGGGACUGGUACAAGCCAGAACAAGAGUAUGAAAAUAAUCCUCACGUGACGACAGAUUACCAAUACUACUCCAAGAUAGUGCAAGAUGAUUUAGUUAAAAAUAAUGGUUUAUGGAAAGGAGACGGACUUUAUAAUUUGAAAGACGAUCCCACGGAGCACCACGAUGUCUCUAAACAACACCCCGAGAUUGUAAAAGCCCUGAAAGCUAAACUAGACGAGUAUAGAAAAAGUUAUGUAAGACCAAAUUUUCCGUCCAAUGAUCCUAAAGCCAAUCCGAAAAACUAUGGCGGAUAUUGGAUGCCUGGUUGGUGUUAAAUAAUAAUAACUACUAGUAUUCCAGAAUGACAGUGCCAUGAAUUUAUUCUCACUUGUAUACAGAUGUUGACAUGACUUUAUUAAUAUUUUUCUUAAAGGUAAAUUUUGUGUCUCUUCAUACGAUAAUGUUGUUCACACAUAUGGUAUGAAACGAGAUCUAUUGUAGGAAUAUUGAGUUGCACAUGUCUAGGUUGUAGAGUUUUCCAUGUCUUAGUCUAGGUUGAAGAGUUGUCCAUGUCUAGGUUGAAGAGUUGUCCAUGUCUAGGUUGAACAGUUAUCCAUGUCUAGGUUUGAAGAGCUGUCCAUGUCUAAGUUGAAAAGUUGUCCAUGUCUAGGUUGAACAGUUAUCCAUGUCAAGGUUGAAGAGCUGUCCAAGUCUAGGGUCUAUUUGCGUUAUUUUAGAUACUACAAUAACAAAUUUUAACUGAGUAGUACAUGCAUAUAUUGUAUAGAUAUUUUACAAAAUGUCAUUAAAUAAGAAUAAAAUGUAAUUUUCUA
This is a messenger RNA of Mercenaria mercenaria, 2150 nucleotides long. Its product is annotated as arylsulfatase B-like. Bases 156 to 1652 code for a protein of 498 amino acids. The record is from RefSeq and is a predicted model, not a curated record. The transcript is spliced from 2 exons. NCBI's taxonomy places the organism in Eukaryota, Metazoa, Mollusca, Bivalvia, Venerida, Veneridae.